Molecule: messenger RNA, 3171 nt
Organism: Bombyx mandarina (wild silkworm)
Lineage: Eukaryota; Metazoa; Arthropoda; Insecta; Lepidoptera; Bombycidae
Gene: hook
Product: hook microtubule tethering protein
Biological process (GO): cytoplasmic microtubule organization; cytoskeleton-dependent intracellular transport
Cellular component (GO): cytoplasm; centrosome
Molecular function (GO): microtubule binding; dynein light intermediate chain binding
Source: RefSeq, a predicted model, not a curated record
ACAAUUAAUCAACACACUGAAAUAUUUAUUUUCUAUUUAUUUUAUUGUUACACUAUAUAUCUACCUACAAUGUGUAAAAACAAAUAAAUUAGAUUGAUCUGUGUAAAGCUUACUAUUUGACUAUUUCAUAUAUUUUAAUUAAAUACAAUGGAAGGGAAUGGUGCAGUAUUGUGUGACAAUCUAAUCAAUUGGCUACAAACGCUAAAUCUUAAGGCCAAACAUGGAAAUCCAAUGGAACUCUCAGAUGGAGUGGCAAUAGCUGAAGCUUUGACCCAGAUAGCCCCUGAAUAUUUCACUCCAUCAUGGAAUACAAAAAUAAAGACAGAUGUUGGAAACAACUGGAGACUAAAAGUUAGUAAUUUAAAGAAAAUAUUGGAGGGUGUUGUUGAUUACCAUCAAGACAUUUUGAAUUUGAGUCUUCAAGAAUUCCCAAGACCUGAUGUAGUCAACAUUGCUGAAACAGCCGACCCGUCUGACUUAAGAAGGUUGCUACAAUUAGUUUUAAGUUGUGCAGUAAACUGUAUUAAGAAGGAAGAGUACAUAACAAGAAUAAUGGAAAUGGAGUUAUCUUGUCAAAGAUCUAUAAUGCAAGCUAUACAGGAAUUGGAGACGUUGACUUUGGGAGCGAAUCGUGGGAGUUUGCAUUCAGAAGACAUAGGCAUUGAACAUUCCGAUGCUGAGAUGAGAGAAAUUUUGGCGCAAAGAUGCCAUGAGUUGGAUACACAGGUAAAAAUCCUUCAAGAGGAAAAGAUGACGCUUCUGAGCGAGGUGGCGCGGCUGACGGCAGCCCGAGACGCUGCGAGCGCGGCCGCCGACGACGUCGACCUCGACGACGGCGGCGAGUCCCUGGGGCCCGCCCACGCCGGCACCCUCCGCUACAGCAACAUGCGGGCCCAGCUCGACGCGCUUAAAGACGAACUGGACAAAGUCGAGCUGCAGAGAGACGAUCAGAGGGCACGAAGCGACGCCCUCGAAAGGGAGUUGGCCAUUUUAAAAUUACGCAACGAGGAGCUACAGAUAGCGGCCCAAGAGAACGUGGCUCUGAAAGACGAAGUGGAUGCUUUACGUGAGACGGCGGCGAAGGCGGUCGCCUUGGAGACCACAGUGGCAUCGUAUAAAAAGAGGAUGGAGGAAUAUGUUGAUUUAAAAAAACAGGUUAAGUUACUAGAGCACGCCAACACAGAGUACGUUCAACGCACCAUAGAGUACGAGCAGGCGGCCGCGCGAGCGAACGCAGUGCGGGUGCAACUCGAUAUUUACAAGAAACAGGUGACGGAUCUGAAUGAAAAAUUAGACGCGGAAAUAACGAAAGCCGAUAAAUUGGAGAUUGAAAACAAGAAGUUGAGUAGUCGCGCUGCCUCCCUGCAGAGGGAGAGGGACGCGCUCGUUGAGGAAAAGAGUAUGCUCCGUGAGACUGUCGACGAACUGCGGUGCUCCACAAUGACCACGGACGCAAGUAAAGACAAUGUCUCAAGGGAGCUAAUGCCGAAUGACGUCAAAGAGCGCUUGAUCAGGCUGGAGCAUGAAAACAAACUGUUGCGGCAGAACCAAAGCGCACCGUUCGACGAGGCUCUAAUCGAGGACUACAGGGCUCGACUCGAGAAGCAACGAGCCGAGAACCGCGAGGCGAGCCAGCGGAUCAUGCAGCUCGAGGCCACGCUCGAAGCUCCUCAUCCUAGACUUGCCUCUGCCAUAGAGGACAACCAGAGAAAAUCUCUCCAAGUCGAAGAGCUCCAGAACGCUCUGAGCGAAGAGAGGCGUCGCUCCGCCAAGCUGCAGGAGGACGUCGCCGCGCGAGACGCGGACCUGCUGGCGCUCGAGGACAAGUACAAGAAGUACGUCGAGAAGGCCAAGGAAGUCAUCAGGACUCUCGACCCGAAAACUACAGGUCAACAGUCAAUAUCUGACCCGACACAAGGUAACGCCGGCGCCGCUAAUGCGUCACGGCCGGACCCCACGGCCACAAACAACAACAGACACGAGUGGGGCGGCAGCGGCGCGGAGACGGCCCGCGACAGCGAGCAGCGCCUCGUGACGUCGGCCUGGUACCAGCUGGGCGCGCGCUGCCACCGCGACGCCGUGGAGACCAGGCUGGCGCUGCUGUCCGCGGGCCACUCCUUCCUGGACCGGCAACGCAGACAGCCGCCGCGCAGACACCCGCGCGCGCCGCCGCUCAAGAAGUCUGCACAAUGACGUCAUUAGAUCCUCAUCGUUCACACGAUCGAACAAACUUCGAACCUACGGCAAUAAACUAACAAAAUUGACCUACUUUAGAAGAAUUGAUGGUUUUUAGCGAUCAUAUAUCGAAAGAUCAAUCAGGCGGAAACUAAAAAGACUUCCGCGCGCGCCCCCCCUCAAAAAGUCUGCACAAUGACGUCAUUAGAUCCUCAACGUUCACGCGAUCGACCAGACUUCGAACCUACGGCAAUAAACUAACAAAAUUGACCCAUUUUAGAAGAAUUGAUGGUUUUUAGCCAUCAUAUAUAGAAAAGAUCAAUCAGGCGGAGACUAAAAAGACUUCCGCGCGGGCCCCCCCUCAAGAAGUCUGCACAAUGACGUCAUUAGAUCCUCAUCGUUCACAUGAUUGACCAGACUUCGAACUUACAGCAAUACAACGUGAGAAUUUCGUGGAUAUAUAAUUCAAGAUAAAAAGUAAUAGAUAUAAAUUAAGCAAAGGCGGUGCCUUUGUUUGUGACCUUGGUAAUCCAUGGAUAACAGUAAUCGUUUAAGAUCUGCUUUGGAUGUCAAUAAAAAAGUAUCCUCUUAAGAUCUUUCGACCAUAACUGGAUCGGGUCGUGUGUAAUAUUCUGUACGAGGUUCUCUUCCCCUGACAAGGUUUGUCCCAGUGUUCGUUACAAAAAAAUAUAAUAUAUAAUAAAAAUUUAAAAUAAUGACAUGGUUUUAUCGAUCGAAGAUUCCUCUAUUUUUGUACAAAAAGUAACGUAAGAAUGUUAGUUAAGAUCCCACCUUUUUGUGCCGACGUGUCUUUUAACUAUACGCAAAUUUCUGUACAAACGAUUUUCAAAGUGUCAAUUCCUAUUAAUGUAAGAGACCUCUUCAGAACUCUGGAAAGAGUAAUUGUACGUUCAUAAUUUACGAACGUACGUAACAAUAUAAUAUUUAAUGUAAAAUAAAUAAGCACCCAAAUUGCUUGUAAGAAAUAAAAUUAUA